AUGAAGGCUGCAGAGAAGAAACAGGUUCGAGUCACUGCCUACGUGGAGGAGGAUCAGAAUAUCCUGGGCGGGCGCCCGUGGACGAGCUGGCGAGCGCGCUGUGUUGCGUUGCGUUGCAGUGACUACCACAGGAAGCAGGACGUGCUCCGCGCGCUGCGCAAGAAGGCGCUGGACAAGAAUCCCGAUGAGUUCUACUUCAAAAUGACCCGCGUGAAGCUCGAGGACGGAGUUCACGUGAUAAAGCAGCCGAAGGAAGAGGUGACCCCGGAACAGAUGAAGGUGAUGAAGACGCAGGAUCUGAAAUACGUGGAAAUGAAAAGAGUGGCAGAAGCCAAGAAAAUCGAGCGGCUGAAGUCGGAGCUCCACCUGCUGGACGCCGAGGGGAAGCAGCCCAACAAGCACACCUUCUUCCUGGAUACCAAAAAAGAAGUUAAAGAGUUUGAUGUCGCCUCUCACCUGAACACUGUCCCCGAGCUCGUAGACAGAGUGUACAACCGCCCCUCCAUUGACACGCUGCAGAAGGCAGCAGUAAAAGGAGCCACGAAUUCUGCCCAUUUAAAGAAACUAGCCCAGAAGCGGAGCGGUCAGUACGACCUCCUGAAGCAGCGCAUCGAGCGAGAAAAGCAGCUGUUUGUCAUUGCCCAGAAAAUCCAGACACGCAAAGAUCUCCUGGACAAAACCCACAAAGUGAAGGUGAAGAAGGAGACGGUGAACGGCCCCGCAGUGUACAAGUUCAGGUUCCAGCGCAAACGCUAGCGGUUCGGGGAAAGGGUUAACGGGAAGAGCCGUCCCGGUUCGGAGCUAAAUGAAGUCGUCAGGAGCCUGCUUCUCCUCAGGAGCGGCGCUGGUAUCUCGGCAGCAUCGGAUUUAUUUUCACGGCUGUCUAACGCUCUGUCAGAGUAAGCCCUGUGGGCCUCUUGUAACCAUAACACAUUUUAUUUAAUAAACCCAAGAAGAUUCAUGCUU
Messenger RNA from Alligator sinensis (Chinese alligator), 966 nucleotides. RefSeq names its product UTP11, small subunit processome component (gene UTP11). Gene Ontology annotation, biological process: rRNA processing. NCBI's taxonomy places the organism in Eukaryota, Metazoa, Chordata, Crocodylia, Alligatoridae. Bases 1 to 756 code for a protein of 251 amino acids. The transcript is spliced from 7 exons. The record is from RefSeq and is a predicted model, not a curated record. Gene Ontology annotation, cellular component: nucleolus; small-subunit processome.